Messenger RNA from Colletotrichum navitas, 348 nucleotides. RefSeq lists its product as uncharacterized. The record is from RefSeq and is a predicted model, not a curated record. The coding region runs from base 1 to 348 and encodes 115 amino acids. The transcript has 2 exons. Lineage: Eukaryota; Fungi; Ascomycota; Sordariomycetes; Glomerellales; Glomerellaceae.
AUGAAAAGCCCUAUCAUCAACACCAUCGUCCUCGCCCUGGCCGCCAGCGUGCAGCUUGUCGAGGGUUGCGCCUGGUACCACAGGUGCCGCUGCAAUAUGGCCGACGGCAGGCCUGACAACAAUGCCACGACGCUGGCAUGCGCCGAUCUGCGCCAAAACGUCACCGGCGCAGAUGGCCGCCACAGCACCGCCUACCUCACCACUUUCGACGCGAACGGCACGACGUGGUGCAACUACGGAAGCAACGGCAAGGUGUAUUACUACCCUAACAACUGCGAUUUCCGCGAGGCCUGCACCACGAUGGGUGCUGCCGGUCCGGACUCUUCGUGCGAGGACAAGCAGAAUUAA